CGCGUAACUUGACGACGCUCUGUCAUCUGACUCUUCCUGUUGGGAGAGAAAAAAGUUUUGAAACCCCACCCUCUCCACUGACCGUAAGCGCAGACGUAGAAGUGGUUCGAGAACCUGGCGAGUGAGCUCUGCCCGAGGAAGACAAGUGUGAUAUGAAGUUAUGAUGGAGUUGUUCCGCUCUUUGGAUACCGACUGUAAGAACGGGGGACUCGAGACGGACCAGGCCACGCGCUGAACUCCCACCAGGAACUAACGGGAUUUGUUUUUACUGCGUUUCUCUGAGGAAAGUAGAGCCGAGCAGGUUUGGAGAGCUCUUCCUGUUACAAAGUCAGCGGUCCCCAAGUUUGCUUUAUGUUAUGGUAAAGGCUGGCUAUUUGUGUGCUUCCCAUAAGACCGUGAGCAUGGAUACUUUGGCGCAAUGGGAUGCGGGAUUUCCUGCGGAAGUGCCGCAAAGUUGCGGUGAGACGCCGUUAUUGGAGUUUUGGGCUUAAUGCGGACUGGACAGCGCUGAAACUUGUCGUAAAACACUGGUUGGCUGGACUGAAUGCUCCUUUCCUGCUAUUCUUCUCCGCUUCUCAGCGCUUCCUGCUUGUGGUGGCCACUGCACUUAAUGGCUAAAAAUACAUAAAAACUUAAAAUGGACAGUUAAGUGUGGUGGGAACCUUUAUUACCAGUUGCAAUAGCAGUACCUGGGAGUGUUUCACAGUAAGCUGAGUAGUUUUUAUUCGUGUUCUUAAACUUUCCCUCUCUAAAAAAAAACAAAACAAAGUCAGGACUCAACAGGUGGCAGUUUUGAAUGAGGGGGAAGAAGAGCUAAAUUAGCCAUAAUGAGGUGAUUCGAGAGGCUCUUAAAUACAGGCCGGUGAAAUGAUAUUGUGCUUAAACCAUGUGUUGGAAAACCACACACCACAUCACUUGAACAGAGAGAAUUUCAGUGGAAGCAGUGCUGUCUUUCUGAGCUUUGAAACACUUAGCCUUAAUCAAACAAAAGAAAUCUCUAGUGAUUCAUCCGAUGGAGAGACGAGUUUAAUGCGGUGAUGAAUAAAAGACACUUGCGCUUCUGUUGUCUUUGACUCCUCUCCUCUAGCCCACUUGUUGGUCCAACUUUUGAACACAUUUCAUUAGUCCCUGAUGAGCCAACAAGAAAGACAGGAAAGGGAGCGAGGCGCAAUAAAGUACUCCUUUGUACUUUAUUUUCAAACCCUUGGGGUGCUAAAUCAGAUCCAGUCAAAACAUCUGCUUGAGGCUCCAUGGAGCCACUGAAGAAUAUAUUCAGCCGUGGCCCGCUGUCCAACUGGAAAAAUUUGGAACAAUCGCAAAAAGGGAACUUCACCAACCCUGUGUGGACAGCCUUAUUUGACUAUGAGGCAUCCUGUAAAGAUGAGCUCACCUUACGUAAAGGCGAUCUGGUGGAAGUCCUCUCUCUGGACUCGGAGAUAUCAGGGGAUGAGGGCUGGUGGGCGGGAAAGGUCAACAACAAGGUGGGUAUCUUCCCAUCCAACUACGGUUCCUUCAAGCCGAGUGGAUAUGGAAAACUUCCGGGCAGUGCUGUGGUGGAUGAGCUUGCUCCGGCUGUGGUGGGUGAGUUUGAACCAGAAGAGGUAGAUUUCCGGGAGUUGAGCCUGGAGGAGGUCAUCGGGGUUGGGGGAUUUGGAAAAGUGUAUCGUGGUACAUGGAGAGGAGCGCUGGUGGCGGUGAAGGCCGCCCGCCAAGAUCCGGACGAGGACAUCAGCGUGACAGCGCAGAACGUGAGGCAGGAGGCCCGUCUGUUCUCCAUGCUCACCCACCCCAACAUCAUCGCCCUGAAGGGCGUGUGCCUGCAGGAGCCCAACCUGUGUCUCAUCAUGGAGUACGCCUCAGGUGGGCCGCUGAGCCGUGCUCUGGCAGGCCGUCGAAUACCACCGCACGUCCUGGUCAACUGGGCUGUGCAGAUAGCCAGAGGGAUGUUGUAUCUGCACAGUGAAGCCAUCGUCCCUGUCAUCCACCGGGAUCUCAAGUCCAACAACAUUCUUCUGGCUGAGCCCAUAGAAAAUGAAUGUAUGGAGGGGUUGACGUUGAAGAUUACAGACUUUGGCCUGGCAAGAGAAUGGCACAAGACCACAAAGAUGAGCACCGCUGGCACCUAUGCCUGGAUGGCCCCGGAAGUCAUCAAGUCCUCCACGUUCUCCAAAGGCAGUGAUGUCUGGAGCUAUGGUGUUCUGCUGUGGGAGCUGCUAACAGGAGAGGCACCCUACAGAGGGAUCGAUGGACUCGCUGUCGCCUAUGGAGUUGCCGUCAACAAGCUCACCCUGCCCAUCCCUUCCACGUGCCCCGAACCUUUUGCGCAGCUCAUGUCAGAGUGCUGGGACCAGGACCCCCAUCGCAGACCCAAUUUCAGUUCCAUCCUGGCCCAGCUGAUGGCCUUGGAGCAGCAGGUGAAGGAAGAGAUGCCGCAGGAUUCGUUCCACUCCUUGCAGGAGGACUGGAAACUGGAGAUCCAGGACAUGUUUGAUGAACUCCGGGCUAAAGAGAAGGAGCUGCGAUGCCGUGAAGAGGAGCUAAAGCGAGCGGCUCUGGAGCAGAAAUCUCACGAAGAGUUCCUGCGGCAGCGUGAGCAACAGCUGGCCCAAUGGGAGCAGGAUGUCUUCGAGCGUGAGCUCAGCCUCCUCAUCCUCCACUUGAACCAGAACCAGGAGAAACCUAAUGUCAAGAAGAGGAAGGGCACCUUCAAAAAGCACAAACUGAAGUCCAAGAACGGCGAGAAGAUCAGCAUGCCCCAAGAUUUCAUCCAUAAAAUUACGGUGCAGGCAUCUCCAGGCCUGGAGAAGAGGCGGAACUCUCCCGAUUUGGGUUCGGGCUCCUCACCUUCCUUUGGUCCCCGGUUCCGUGCUAUCCAGCUUCCCAGUGACAACAGCAGAACGUUCGGUCUCAGCCCAGUCCGGCCCUCCCUGGAUACCUCUACUCAUAAACAAGUCAACGGAGACCUCAAGUUGAGCCCUCAUUGGAGGCCACAGAGCCCCAAAAGUCCCAAAAGUCCUAAAGUCCUGCGCCUUAGUCCCCAGGAAAGCAGCUUGUCGAUGAGAGCUAAGCUCCUGGAGGCAGACAGCAAUGAGAAUGGAGACUCCAAGGAUGACUUUGAGGAGUACCGACCCGUCACGCCAACCCCUACGCCUUCUCAGAAUGGCUCAUCGGUGAAGGAUAGCCCGUGGCUUCCUCUGUCUCAGGGAGACUCGGGCAGUGAGGAAGGAAGUUCUUCCCCAGCUAGCUCCCCAAGGCCUGAGAGGGGGCCUCUCGGUGGCCUGAUUAACAGCACCCACCGAGCCCUGCUGGGCAGCGGCUCCCUGCUUGCCUCGAUAGGACUUGGUCGCUGCCUGGAUAUUCCCCCAAGAGUGCCACCUCGAACUCACCCACCUUGCUUAGAGGGCCGCAGCCUCUCUGAACUUGAGAUUUCUCAUCCUAGGCCCCUCAUUUCAGACCCUCCAGUAGUGGACGAUCUCAUCACCUUCUCCACCUCGGAGCCGCUCCCCAGACCCCUGUUGGAUUUAGCGCUGCAAUACCAAGAACUAAAGCCUUUACCCCUGACACCUCCUCCACCAAACCCUCGCGAGAGGAGCAGCCACCGGACGCCACACAGUCCGCAGAGUCCCAGCGGUGCCCCCAUGCAGCACGACAGGACCAGCCCAGGGGAGUGGACCCCCACUUACAGUUCCAGUAACGGGGAGCUGAGCAGCGACUCCUGGGAACACAGAGCUGACAGGAGGAGGAGGUCCAGCCAAGGCCUGCACGCUUCUCAGCUAGUUUUAGACCUGCCCUUGUGCCAAGACACACAGGACUUUGAUGACAAGCCUCUCCACCCCAACCCUGCGCUCUGGAGCCCCAAAACACGCCGCCUGGAGGUCAGCGUCAUUCCUCGGCCCCGCCCAUCUCCCAUCCGCCCCCGCAUCGACCCUUGGAGCUUUAUCUCAGCAGGUGGUGGAAACUCAGGUGGUGGGCGCAGCACACACCGCUCAGAAAGCAACUUGCUGAGCUAUCAGCCGUCACCCACCAACCCCUUCACCAACUGUGACCCUUUCCCCUCUCCUGACUGCGAUCCCUUUGCCCUCAAGGCUGAUCCUUCAAGUGGUUCGGAUGGUGCCUCGCCCUUUGACCCCUUCUCAGCUCCCUUUCCCACAUCUCGUUCUGCCCCAUGUUCUGCCAACGGCUCUCCCACGCUGCCCUCGUUCCGUAUAGCACCCAUUAACUCAGCUGACUCGGCCCUUAUUGACUUUGGCUGUGGGGCCUGCAGCAAGCCUCUGGAUGGCACCAAAGAGAGGGCUCACCCCCGCAGGAUACUGGGGCUCAAGCCCUUCAAGUCCCCGACGCAACUCAAAGACGACAGGUUCUGAAUCCAGCCUUGCCCCAACAAGGGGCUUAUUGUCAUUGAUAGAUGUUAUGAGCCUGGAUUUGAUCGCAGGUCCAGGACCGUUUCCACUACUAUGUCCUACUUCGGAACAAGGAUUCGGAAUGUUAUAAAAAAAAAAAAAACAUGCACACUCAUGACUCAACCUACCAAGGGAGAUUUUCCCCUAUGGGAGCACCAAUCAUCACAGGUCUUAUUUAUACACCAGCCUGCUGCUUUGGAAACCAGAAAGCCAGUGAAAGGUGGUACAAUGAAUUGUGGGAUAGCUGCCUGUGAACCAAUAGCUGGUGCCCAUUUCAUUCUCUCUUUUUUCCUCUGUUUCUCUAUCCCUUUGAAGGAGCAGGAUACAGAUCACUAGUCCCAUCUUCAGAUUCUAUCAGACUGCUCAUAUCAACUGCUUUCAUCUCCCCUUACCUUUGAAGCAUUGGGACAAUGCAGAGGUGGAUAAGGCGACUUGCACAGCUUCAUCUGCCUCUACCUCUCUGCAGACUGAAAGCCUUCAGGACAAUGGAAAAUUGGAGUGCCUUAUUUCGUGAAGUGUUUUUAAUAUAUAUCUUUUCAAGGCUCUUUGAAUGGUUAAUCUGGUGCGUAGGGAAGAUGCUACGAAUCUGGCUUAAAUUUGCAAAUCAGCUUAGCAUUGCAGUGUAAGAAAAAUAUCGUCUGCAUGUAUGUCUAGACUCAUUGUUCAAGGAAAGCUUACCGUUUCUUUUUAAACUGCGUCUGCCUGUUGCAUUAUGGGAGAAAGCACUCUGAGUGGAUACUCUAGGCCGCUCGAGAAAUCCGAGAUGAAACCAUGACCCAGGCAUUCCACUUGGAAGCAGAUAACAUUCCAGUCACAUUCUCUGGGAAAUGCCAGGAAUUGGACAGAUUCAUUCAGGCUGGCAGGCGACACAGCACAGGAAACAAGACAGGGGUGCCCUCCGCAUUCCCUUCAUAUGCCAAAGAAUGCCACUGUGACUGUGUAAGUCCUGGGACGAAGGCUGUUUGCAAAUGCAUUGUUUUUACCUCCUUAAAGUGCCAGAACAGAACAACACAGAGCAAACUGACACAAUCACACAGAGUAUUUGAACAUAUGGUUCUCAGAUUUUGUUAGAAAUACUGUCUAAUCACCACCACCUAUAAGAGGUUCAACAAAGUACUUUAAAAGUGUUUUAAAGUACUUUACAAAAAAAAGUCUGCUUAAUUUGUAGGCGUUAUCAGUCUCACAACCCAGAACUCUGAGUUUCUUGAUGUACCAAAUUUUAAUGUCUGAGUAAAUAUGAGCCAGAUGCUUCAUUUUUCCCCCUCCCUAGAGAGUUACAUGAAACCAUUCUUAUUAUCAUUCAUUCGCAAAGCAGAUUGCUUAACAUGGAACAAUAUAAAAAAGUUAGUCCAAGGAAAACAUUCCAGAGAUCUGUGAAGGCCAUACAAAAGCAUUUUCUGUUUUAUUCCUCUGCAGUGACUUCUGGUCACUUAGUGGUGACCAGAAGUCACCAGCUGAUGACUUAAGAAGUCACUGCUCAUAUCCAAGAAAAUGUUACCCACAAAAGCACCUAUAAAAAUCACAACUUGGUGCUUUUCCAGUCAAAUUUCAUGCUGAUUGAGACUUAAAGUUCUACAUGGACUUGUUACCUUUGACGGGAGCAAUUUUGUUUUUGCUUAGUUUACCUGGCUUCAUGGAUUCUAUACUGAAAUGAAAGUGCUACUGAUGUUCUCAUCUAACUCUCCAGAAUGUCUGCUAAAGUUUCUUGAUCGGCAAUGUCCAAUAUUAUCUGCCUCAGCAUGUUUUUAGGCGUUGUGAGAACAGCAGCGUCCCUCCAAUUUAAUGGUUUUUGUUUUGGUAAAAAAAAAAAUAGGAAUACAGGGAGAACCUCACUGUACAGAUGUGGCAAUAUCAUGUUUUUAGCCUCAGCACACCAGAAUGCACUACAGCAUCUUCUCAUGGUUCAUUAUCAUUACUGAUCAUUCUACACCUAUCAGCCACAACAUUAAAGCCUCAGAGCGGGAAAGUGAAUAAGACUGACCAUAUUGUUAAAUGCCAUUUUCUGCUGGAAAAUGUGUGGAUUAUUUUUUGACACGUAUCACCUGCCUUAGCAUUGUUUCAGACCAAGAACCCCCUUUUCAAAAAGCCUAAGGCACUUAUUUGGUCUCCAAACUCAGAUCAAAACCUGCAUUAGCAGAAUGGACCACAACAAUCCUGAACAACCCCAAACAAGCCCCAAACGGUCCACUGCUAACUUCCCAGUGCAUGCAAAUGUGCAUGUUUCUGCAUGCACUCUUGAAAGCAAUCGAAAGCACUACCCAGUAUUAGUGGUUUUAAUGUUGUGGUAUAUAAGUGUAUAUGCUAAAUGUAACAUGUUCACACUUUCUCAGGGAUUAGUUUAUUUUCUAAAAUCAUCCUGAGGAAUGUAGUGGAGUGAGACAAGUUGUGGGAAAAUUGCAGCAACAAAAUAACUCCAGACUGCCAAUGCACAACAGCUUUUGAGGGUGUGUUUUUAUUUUUUUGUUUUUUUUAAAUUGACAGUCAGCUCAGGCACGGGUUAAACAUAACUUAACCAGUGCAGGUGAAGCACCUGAGAGACCCACCUACUCGUAGCACAAAAUCUGACCCUGUUAACGAUGGCUUUACUCUAACAUUUCAAGUACAAAUGCUGAUUCGCUUCAUCGCUGUCACCGUGUCAUUGGAGGACAAUAACAGCUUUGUUCUGUCGAAGAGUGAAAACCUUGUCUCCAAAGGGAAAAGCUUUGUGAUUAGCCUAAUAAUCCCACUGACGUACAGAGGAAGCCGAUAGUUAUAAUUAGCCUCUCGAUAAGAGCAGGGAGCAUAACAAAGCGCUGAGAUAUUUGGUUAAUUAAUUUGCCCUGAUAUUAGAAAAAUGCCCCGCAUAUCGAGUUGCGCCCCGCUCCGGCUUAUGUGUAGAUUUAAGCUGCGCCCUAUCACAUGCAUAAAGUUUCAAAGACAGGUUGAGCCGCCUUUUCUGUCUUCCGUUUCUUUGUCUCCCUGUUGCCACUGGCUACAGCUGCUGACCAGACUUCAUCUUUACUGUCAAAGCUCAAUUUUUUCUUUUUUCUUUUUUUUUUGCAUCUUAACCCCUGAGGUGAUUUGGGAGAUAGUUCUGCUCCUUUCAUUUUGUUCUGCCUUCACUCCUUUCGUAUCUGAAAAGUUUUUCUUGCGGGCAGUUUUGUCCUGACAGCGCAGAGCAUUCAGUUCAGUCACAGCCAGGUUUUCUAUGCGGCUAGAAGAGAUGGCAUUUGUUCUAGGACAGAGUCCAUUUGCAGGAGAGUGCUCAUUUUACCAAGGCAUUAUGGUUUGAAAUUGAAAGGUGUAUUGUCUUCUUCUUUGGCCCAAUUAUGUGUACAUGUGUCCUCUACUGGGCAUACCAGCUGUAGUCAGCUCGUAAAGAUCUCAUUUUUAAUUCUUCGAAGGACCUAGCUGCUACACGUGUGGGUGUCUUGUCCAAUUACAUCUGAUGGCAGAAGUUUUAGAUUGAGUGAACAGCCUGGUGUCACAGAGAGGGGUGAGAUGUGGCAAAAUGCAUAAGUGCACUUUUUUAACUUUUCUGCGAUUUGAAAUUAGAUGGAGGUAGUUGUAUCAGGAAUUUUAAAAAAGAAAAAAGGUAAAUAAGACCUAGUUCAGAACGCUGCCUACUGUCACGCCUCCGCACAUCUGGCAACUGCUGCGGAAAGUGGGCGUGAAUGUCAAAUUGUCUGAUUAGGAAAUAAAAAGAAAAUAGUUGUACAAACCCCUUGGAUUAUGAAUCGGUUAAGGAGGAUACGAGUGCUGUUAGACAAGGUGACAAGGCUUCUUUUAAAUCCUUGAGCCUGAUUUUAACGAGGCUGCAGUUUUUCAUGUAAAUGACUGUGUAGUUGGUAUGUACCUGGAGGGUUACAAAGUUCCACUGCAAUGAACACUCAAGUAAAAGUGAUUACAUACAGGCCACCACCAUUCCAAAUCUGACAGGUUUACCCAAGCAGUGUUUGAAAUCUUGCUUGUCUGAAGCUUGAUAUCAACCUGUGCUCCAAUUGAACAACUCACCUGCCAUCACCUGGACAUGGACAUGAGUAUAGAAAAUAGUUUAUCCUUCGGCAGCGUUCCCCACCUUUCUCCGCUCUCUUGUCCUCCCCACCGACAUUUUAAAGACAUGACAAGCGAUGAGUUAUUGCCUUGUCUGUUCACGUCAACACGCAAAGUCACGACAGCUAUCUUCUGAUAGUCAUUACACUUGGGUAACUGUUAUUGUCAACACAUGCUCUGUGAGCCCCCACACUAUAAAAAAAAAAGAAAGAAAAAGGUGAAGGAAAUCGAGAUGAUUGAAACGUCUGGCAGGUUAUUUCUGUCAUAAAUUGUCCGUGUGUGAAGUAUCCACUUCAACCUGCCAGUCAUGUCAUGUCUGCAUGUUCUCUUGGAGCCAGACUUUAAUUUUCUCUCAGCCCCGAUGAUGACAAGAACAAUUUGGCCUUCUCCAUCAAGUGUGUGUGUACAGUGACAUAAAAUAUUAUUUUCAAUAACUGCAGUCACUGUGCUUUACACAAAUGAUUACAUUAUUACCUGGGACACAAUGUUUUUACUCCUGCUCGUAAUUUCUCGAGGUGGUUAGAAGCCUUUCUGGCAAUGAAUUAUUUAGGCUGCGUAUGGAAUACUUAUACGCAGACAAAAUACUCCUACUUCAGUUUGUAAUGUGUAAUCUGAUAGAUGUACAGUCAGCUCGCUGAGGGGAUAAAAGGGACACAUUUUAGGAAGCCUUUUGUGGACAAAGACAUCCGAUUCUCGGUUUUGGCUGUCAGAUUUAGAAACCAGAGCUGCCAUUUAUCUGCUGGAGCUGACAGCCAGCACUUCAAUACUAAAGUCUUGAUGAGUUGAUUGUGAUGCUCUGCGCUUUCAGGCAUCGCCCCAUCCGUCAUUGCAAAUCACUGCCCCGAGUACAAACUGACAGGGAGAAAGGAACUGAAAUCUCUAAAGGCAAGCCCUAUAUCUGGCCACCAGUGAGCUGCUUUGAGCCGCUCGGUGGCAGGGAGCAGACGAGAUUCUGUGAUCUUCAUUCAGAGUUCAAGCUCAGACCAUUACCCCUAAUCAUUGAAUGGCAACUGGUUAUUACAUGAAUGAAAUCUAAUGAGAUGGCAGCAUGGAGAACCCCUAAGGCCCUGACCCUCAUCAAGCCAAGAGGCCACUUGUGAGUGGUGGUAUUGUUUUAAAAUUUUAAAGGUGAAAAAUCAGAGCCAUUAUCCAGAUUAAAAAAAGAAAACAAAACCCUUUGUGAAAGAGGAACAGUAGAAUGUGCUGUGUAAUGUUUGUUCAGGUUACACUUACACUCACAGGUUUAAUUUGGCUGCUUUGUGAGCAGCAGAUGUGUUUACAUGCAUACUUAUUAUCUGAUUUACCUUGAUUAAACCAUUGAUUCGGCUGUAGCAGUAAUCAUGCAAAGACUUCCAUGGGACUAAUGCUAUUCAGGGAGACCGAGACACCUGUAAUAGCUUUAUAAAUAAUUGUGCCAGGUGCUUAUGAACCUACUAUAUUUGUCAUCUUUAAGGCGAAAUUAGGAAACUAGAAAAUCCCUAAAUUGGUUAUGGUCAAAUAUAUUGUGCAAGAGGUUAUAAAGUAAAAAAGUAAACCCACAAAAAAGCACUUGAUAAAAUGAUCUGGCAAAACUAAACAUAUAGCAGAAAUCAUAACUAAAUAACAGAAGUGAUUAAACUCAAGUUUGAAAAGAAAUAAAAGAGCUUUUUUGUGUUUGUUGUCACGCUCCUGCUCAGCUGGGAAAAAACAAAAAGCUGCCAACAAGGCAAAAACAUCAUUUAUCUGCUGAAAUUAUUCAUUUCUGAAUUUAAAUUAUUUGACUUUUUAAUUUUCAAUAGUUUUAUCUUCAUGUUCAGUCUUCAUUUUGAUAAGACUGAGCCUAGCUAGGUGGAACCUGAUAACACAGAUGGUUAAACGAACUAAAUAGCAGCCUAUUUAGCCGUCAAUAGCUACAUAGCUAAUGCUAACCUUUAGCAUGAAAGCAAAUCCCCCAAGCAGUCUGUAGAAUAAACUCUCUUUUUUGGUCACUCUUUAGGACAUAUUAGCUGAUAUUGUCUUUACUUGUGUUCCUCCUUUCUGUCUUUUUAUACCUAGUGUGUGACAGUGACAGCAUAGUGCCGGCUAAUGGUGGGGAAACGCGGAGUGUUAUUAAUGCACUUUGUUCUAGUUAAAGUAAGAAAGCUAAAUGGGGAAUAUGGGAGCUUUGUUUUGUUUUUGGUUUUUCUGGCAUGAAAAAGAAACUCUGAAUGUGAGUCUGAAUGCUUGAAUUGAAAUGAUUACUUACAGUGGCAGAGAACACUGUUCGACUUGAAGAAAGUCAGGAAGUCCAGUGAAGAAUUGACUGUUUCUUAAAUUGCUGCAGCUCCAGUUAAAGCAUGUUUUCUCUCCUUCAUGGUUACCAGGCAAAUUGGAGAAUGGUUCAAUAAGGCUGGAUGGAAAAAACUAAGGCUGAACGUGUGUUGUAUUUGCUUUAUUGAUGAAAUUUUACCUUGGCAGGUCAGUGGAGCACAUUCUGAAACAACAAAAUAGAUGGCCUGCCAUUUCAGUGGCUUUCACUCCAUUUACCUUUGCUGCUUUUGCUUGUUUGUGUUCAAUUAAGUGGAUGUUACAAAUAUACCCGGUUUUCACCCUUGUUUAGUUGUCCCCCAGCUAGCUGUCAGUGACAGACACGCAUUAUUGCUCGAUCUGGCUCGUAUUAAACCGAAACACCUGCCCGGGCCUUUGUUCGGCCUUAAUAGGCCGAGACAGAAUGAUCAAAUAUGACCUUUCAUCGACUGUACUGGUAUGGCACAUCCCAAUAGGGAUGGGGACAAAAGCUGUGUCUGUGACAGGCGCCGCCAGGUGUGUAAGCUAACGCUCAGGCUCUGAAACUGUGAAUAUUAUUCCUAAUUCUUUUUAGCCUGUGCAUCCAAGGUCACCAUCUGCUGUCCCUUUUUCAGUAACAACAAAAAGCCAGUGAAUAGAAGAAAUGAAAGAAAGACCAGUUCACGUUCAAGACCUCAGUGAUGGCUCCCGGAGAAAGCUGCUCCUCAGUGCAGAAAAUAAACACUGACUUUAACUAUGAGGUUAUAAAGUCCAAGGCCCACAUACUCAUGCCUUCCCUCCACUCGACCGCAUACAACAGCCCUGCGGUUGUGAUUAUUGUUCUGUCUUGCUAUUGACACACAAUUACCUCGUGAUCUUCCUCAGACAGGAGCCGCGCAACCUGUAAAUUAUGUUUCUGUGCUGCGUGUGAGUUGGUUAAGUAAACAGCCCCUCCUAAAUAUAGAAAGUGUGAAUUGAUUUAUGGCCUUCUCUGUAACAUUUGCUGAUAUUUUGGGGAUCUUUCUCAGUCAUAUGAUCAUUUACUGUAUAUCUGGAUUCAUGGGGUAGUCUUACAGGCAUAAUCAGAGACUAAUUUUUCUUAGUUUUAUACACAUGCAUUAUGUAUAUUACAUUUAGACUACAAAAUUGACAUUUCAUUCAUUUUAAGAUGUAAAAACAAACCUAUUUGAAAUGAAGUCAACUGUUGUGUUAAUCUUAGAUGUCACCUUUUCCCCAUAAUGCAUUAAUUAAGGACAGCUAAGCAUAAAUCAUUUUAAGAUGAACAGUAGCGUGAAUGUUAACGGUGAGCUAGCUAGCACUAGCUAUUGGUGAUAUCAACUGAUGGGUCGGGUCUGUUCCAAUGAACUGAUUAUGCUCAUGGAUGUUUGCAGCUUUAGCAGAGCACUGACACAUUUAGUGACAAAGACGUCUUCAUUUUUAAAUAAAUCGAUAUUAACGGAUAUAUAGGUGACUAAACUGGCGGGGCUUAACCUGAUUAACGUCUCCUUAGACAGAUAUAAGACGGUAAAGUAUUUUACUGAGGCUCGAGGGUAUUUAACAGUAGGUGGUCUCUUUCAGGUGCUCAUGGUUGGGCUUAAAUGGCUGAACUCUAAACGAUCCAGAGAGGCAAUUUGAAACGGUUUGGAUGGUACAAAUCCCCAUGACUCAGUGGUCAAAUCUCUCCCACUCAAAGCUUCACAGUACUGUGAAAAAGACUUUGCAUUCUGACAGCUUCCUGCCAGCCAGCUGAAGACAUUGACAAAAUUUAUAUAUAUAUAUAUAUAUCUAGGGGUUAAUGUGGAUAUUUAUAAAUGGCCAUCUUUUUACACACUGGAUUAAAACUAUUUCUCUCUCAAGAUGGUCAUGGACACAGUCCACGUUAGGAUGAUGGAUUGAUUGCUUCAUAUGAACAAAGCAUUUUCUAGGUUUUCACUGGAGUAUUUAAGAUGUAUGGGUGCUUCACAUGAGACAGAUCAAUGUCACGUUCCAGUUCACCAAGUUGGCCAAAUCUGCACGAAACUGAUUUUUCUGCAAGCCCUAGUACUUUGUCUGUGUUACUGAAAAGCCUGAGAAAUGUGCCUGUUAGAGCUCGAUUUCCAUUUCCUUAUGUACAUUGCAGCAAAAUCUUACACUUAAAUUGCAGCCGAAUGUCCCCUUGGGGCACCCAUACUGAAUUUUUAUGUGCAUAAAACUGCUAGAUGGAGAGGAAGUGUUUGUAAGUACCUUAAGGUAGCAGACAAGCUCAACCACCUCUCUGCCUUUGUAUCUAUUUGCUAUUUUUGUAAUUGUUCCAGAUUCAUUUCCAUGUCUAUUGUGUGUUUUAUUACAACCUAGGCGAUGUGAUAACACAACUGUUGCAUUGCCCUGGCAGUCAUUUUUACAUCUCUCUCAAAACUGUCUGUGCUCCUGCGAGUUAGAGGUUUUGCAGUCCUUGGGCUUUGAAAAUUCAUUCUUGUUGCAUUUUUGUGAAAUCUCGCACUGGGCUGGGCCUAAUCAACUGUUUUUAUUGUGCACAAGAGGAUUAUUUCUGUAUACAGUUAUGUGAAAAUGUUUUUAUUUCUCUUGACUAUUAAAAUGGGUUUUAACCUGUGGAGAAAAACAAAGGAAAAAAAGCUCAAAAAGACAUAAGACCAAAUAAAAUGUAACACUCCUGA
Oreochromis niloticus (Nile tilapia) is the source of this 13330-nucleotide messenger RNA. RefSeq names its product mitogen-activated protein kinase kinase kinase 11. The record is from RefSeq and is a predicted model, not a curated record. Gene Ontology annotation, molecular function: JUN kinase kinase kinase activity; protein binding; ATP binding. Lineage: Eukaryota; Metazoa; Chordata; Actinopteri; Cichliformes; Cichlidae. Gene Ontology annotation, cellular component: centrosome. The transcript has 10 exons. Gene Ontology annotation, biological process: positive regulation of apoptotic process; protein phosphorylation; microtubule-based process. The coding region runs from base 1251 to 4364 and encodes 1037 amino acids.